Molecule: messenger RNA, 1586 nt
Organism: Brassica rapa (field mustard)
Lineage: Eukaryota; Viridiplantae; Streptophyta; Magnoliopsida; Brassicales; Brassicaceae
Product: VAN3-binding protein
Biological process (GO): leaf vascular tissue pattern formation; phloem or xylem histogenesis; auxin-activated signaling pathway
Source: RefSeq, a predicted model, not a curated record
CAUCAACCAUGGAACGUGUCAGUGUGUGCAUAUGAUAAUAUAUACAAGAUAUUGUCAUCACGUACACAAAACACAAUAAAAAAAAUAGAUUCUACACAGUGUGCAAGUGAUCAAAUAUCUCACAAAACAGAGAUCUAAUCCAAAUGGAUCAGGAGCGCACGUUAAACUUGUUUCCAUAUGGACUACAAGAAGUAGCAGAGGUCGAAGAAAUCGAGGAAGACAACGAUAACGAGAGCAUGACUUUGUCGUCGGUGCCAGAAAAUGAAACGUCGGAGUGUUCAUCGUCUCCGGAGACGUAUCCACCGAUUCCUCCUCGGCCUAAAACUCCGAGAGAGCCGAUGGAGUUUCUAUGCAGAUCAUGGAGCAGUUCUACGUCUGAUAUCUCUCUAGCUUUAUCCUCUCAGAAAUCUAAUAAACAACUCAACAAAACCCAUACACUUUCUGAGUUAGCCGGCGUCACUUCGCCGGCUCCGGCACCACUACCACCGCCUCUACGCACGGAAAACCCGGCGAGCGUGGUUCACGCGAGGCGAACAAGUGCCAUCGGAAAAUGGUUCCACCACCGAGAUUUUGUCGGCGGGAAGGUUUCCAGCAUAAGUAAGAGAGAUAAAUCUCGAUAUGAGAACGCUCAUCUUCACACCGCCGUGUCCAUCGCGUCUCUCGCGACGGCCAUAGCCGCCGUAACCGCUUCGGGAAACCAAGACGGCGCCUUGAUGGAGUCAAAGAUGAUCUCAGCGCUGGCCUCGGCAUCUGAGCUGUUAGCUUCUCACUGCGUCGAAUUAGCAGAGCUCUCCGGUGCCGGCCACGAUCGCGUUGUCUCUGCUGUCCGAUCCGCCGUCGAUGUUCGAGGACCGGGAGAUUUGCUGACUCUAACUGCUGCAGCCGCAACAGCGUUGAGAGGAGAAGCAGCUUUAAGGACAAGACUUCCAAAGGAAGCUAAGAACAAUGCAGCUAUAAGCCCUUGCGAAAGAGCUUUACCAGAGACUCAUGAUUGCUCUUCUGAGCUGGAUUCCGCAAGCACAACCACUGAGGAACAACAGACGUCUGCACAGGGUGUAGACGAAUCCGAUUUGACCUGUAAUGGAGAGCUAAUGCAGUGCACACGAAAUGGAGUUUUGCGGUGGAAGCAUAUGAAAGUGUACAUCAACAAGAAAUCUCAGGUUGUAGUAGAAAUCAAAAGCAAACACGUUAGAGGAGCCUUCUCCAUGAAAAGCAAAGGUAUUGUGAAUGAUGUAUGCGAGACAGUCUCAGGCCUGCAAAGUGUAAAAGAAACAGAAAACGCAGAAGAAAAAGAGCUCUAUUUUGGAAUAAGCACAGGCAAAGGUCUAACGAAGUUCAAGUGCAAGAGCAAGGCUGAUAAGCAGACAUGGGUGGAUAGUAUCCGGAAUCUUCUCCAUCGAGUCACUGCUGUCGAGACUAUUAACACUUCCCUUGAAACUACAAACAUUGGGGAUAGUACAUAAGUCAUAUCUUGUGUUUAACGUUAUUAUGUGUAGUGUACUUUGUUUUUCAUCUUCACUUUGUUUUAAUUUCAGCUGUAAACAUUUUUCUUAUGAAAUAAUGAAGAUGAUUAUAAUAAGACCUCA